UUUGGUGGACAGAGCACCUGGUGGUUGGUAAGGGUCUGGCUUGCGAUGCGUCAGGGGUUGGGUUCUGCCUGAACUCCUUGCCUCAUCCUAGAGGUGGUAAAGGGGGGAGAGCUCUUGUCCCUCAGUGGGGCCGUGGUGGAGUGGGGAGAGCUCUUGUCCCUCAGUGGGGCCAAGGCUGUGGAGGGUAGCACAGUCGGGCUGGCCCAAGUUCCUGCUGCAUGCAAGUGCGUCGAGGAAAAGGGGCCAGGGGAGACCUGCCCCUGAGCCCCCUGAUCCACAGGUGGGAGUUUCACACAGCUCCCCGAGGCUGGAGGGGCCAACUUUGCCCCCGGCACGUUCUUGCCGCCCCGCUCCCGCUAGCUCCGCCUGUGACCUUGAUUUUUCUGCUCCAGAUAAGCGCUGCGUCCCCACCCCUCGCCGGGAGCCCCUCCUGCGCUGCGCCCCGGCCCCAGCGCAGCCCGCGCCGCGGGCAGAGCCUGCCCCGCCGCCUGUGAGUCAGCACAGCUCUUCCGAUCAGCCGCAGCCCCUUCAUCUCUUCUCCCGGGAGGAGCAGCUGGGAUGCGGGAAGCAGCAGCGAUUAGCUGCAGCCUCUCCCACAGGCUCCCCACCACGACCGGGCGUUUGUGCUGAGCCCUGCCUUGCCCAGCGCGCAGCCUACCUGUAUCCUGCUCCUGGCCGUCCUCCUCUUUCUCCCAACCAGCCCUGCAGGCAAGAUCUGUGCUCUCAAAGGACUGCGUGUCCCUGUGUUCCAGGAAGCUGCGAGCACCGCUGUCCUCUCAGCAUCGCUGCUCCCUCCCGGCAGAGCCCGGCAAGCCAACAGCAGCUGCUCCCCGCCGGCACGUGGGUUGCGUGGCUCUGGCUGCCACAGAAGGACCUUGUUCCCUCCUGGACAGUGCUCGGAGCAGGGCUGGGAUGGGCUUGGAUGCGCUCUGAGUCUGCCUCAUCUCCGGGCUUUAAAUAUUCAUGCUUUUGAUUUUCUCUUAGCGGCCAGUGGCACAGGGGCUGGAGUGAGCUGUGGGGCGGAGGGUGGCCGUGCUGAACCCAGCAGCAGGGCAGAGGGAGCUGGAUCCGGUCCUGGAUGAAGACAAUGGGUUUUGUUGCUGGCCCGCUGUUGAAGUGGCAAGGGGCUUGAGGACCUCCAGGCUGGGCCAGAGCAUUCUGAGCUCCCCUCCCCGAGCCAGCGGCUCCCCAGGGUGUCGCUGCGGCCCCGUUUCCUCCCUGCCGUGGCGCGUUGCUCUCGGUCUAAACGGAUCUGCACAUCCUUGCUGACGCCGAUCACGAUUGAUCGGCCGUGCCUGCACGGUGCCCGGCAGCCCCCUGGACCUGCUGCCGCCGUGCCAGGCCCAGCUCUCCCUGCCAGCCAUGCCGGGCUGCCGUGGACCUAGCGCAGAGUUCAGCCGAGGCUUCUGCUUGGGGGCAGCUUCCCGGCGGCUGCAGGCACUCGGAUUCUCUGUGGGGCCCCUGUGAGGCCUGGCUGGCUGCAUCCACCCUACUGCCACUCUGGACAGGGCGGCUGUGGCCCUUCUCACCCCGUCUCCAGCAUGGAUCUCCUGCAAAAGAGCAAAUACAGCCACCUGCGGAACGAGUCCGUCUCCUCUCCGGAGGAGGCUGUGGCGGGCCUGGGAGUCCUGCCCUCCCCAGUGGAGUCCCUUGCAAGCAUGCAGUCUCUGCCUGGUUCCCUGUCCUCCUCCCUCAGCCACGCUGCACCUCUCGGGGAGCUCUCGCCUGAGUUGGAGGAGAGCCCUACCACCCUCUGCUCCUUCUUCCCCAAAAUGGCCAACCUGAAGCUCUCCAAUCCCGCCAACUUGCUCAGCUUGCGGGGCUCUUCGGCCGGCAGCAGCCCAGGGGAGCCUGGUCCCCCUGGGAUGCCAGCAGUGGUGCCAGGGGGUGCUGCCAGCCCCGGCUCAGUGAGACCUGUCACUGUCUGUUCCCAGGAUAUGAACAAGCUGAGCUGUGGGAAGAAGACGCGGGUGGAAGGUGGCCAGCUGGGGGGUGAUGAGUGGACCCGCCACGGCAGCUUUGUCAAUAAGCCCACCCGUGGCUGGCUGCAUCCCGAUGACAAGGUCAUGGGCUCUGGGGUCUCCUACCAUGUCCGGUACAUGGGCUGUGUGGAAGUGCUCCAGUCCAUGAGGGCUCUGGAUUUCAGCACCAGGACACAGGUGACCAGGGAGGCCAUUGGGCUGGUAUGUGAGGCUGUGCCUGGUGCCAAGGGAGCCGUGAGGAGAAGGAAGCCCUGCAGCCGCUCCCUGAACUCCAUCCUGGGCAAGAGCAACCUGAAGUUUGCAGGCAUGCCCAUCACCCUGACCAUCUCCACCAGCAGCCUCAACCUCAUGGCCUCAGACUGCAAGCAGAUCAUUGCCAACCACCACAUGCAGUCUAUAUCCUUUGCAUCAGGGGGAGACCCGGACACAGCCGAGUAUGUUGCCUAUGUUGCCAAAGACCCCGUCAAUCAGAGAGCCUGCCAUAUCCUGGAGUGUCCUGAAGGCUUGGCACAGGAUGUGAUCAGCACCAUCGGGCAGGCCUUCGAGCUGCGCUUCAAGCAGUACCUGAAGAACCCUCCAAAGCUGGUGACCCCCCACGACAGGAUGGCAGGGUUUGAUGGCUCUGCCUGGGAUGAAGAAGAGGAGGAACCAGCCCCAGAUCACCAGUACUACAACGACUUCCCCGGCAAGGAACCUCCCAUUGGGGGAGUCGUGGACAUGAGGCUGCAGGAUGGGGCUGCUCAGACCCCAAAUCACUUGGGUGCCACACUGCCUGUUGGCCAGUCAUCCGGUGGGGAGUACGACCCCCAGAAGCAGCACACUCCAGCCCAAGCAGGGAGAGAGAAAUACCCAGCUCCAGCGGGCACGUCUGGCCGCACGGACCUCUUUGAUGACCCGUCCUACGUCAACGUGCAGAACAUAGACAAGACACGCCAAGCUUCAGCCUCUGGCACCCCCACCACGGCCAACGGCAGCGCACAGAGGGACCUCUUCGACAUGAAACCCUUUGAAGAUGCCCUGCGUGUGCCCCCAUCUGUGCCUGUGGGGCUGCCCCCCGCCCAGGUGGUGGCCUCCAUGGAGGAGCAGCUGAGGCGGGAGCCCUGGUACCAUGGGAAGAUGAGCCGCAAGGAGGCUGAGAAGCUGCUGAAGGUGAACGGAGACUUUCUGGUGCGGGAGAGCACCACCACCCCGGGCCAGUACGUGCUGACUGGCUUGCAGGGUGGGCAGCCCAAGCACCUGCUGCUCGUCGAUCCCGAGGGAGUGGUGAGGACAAAAGAUCAUCGCUUUGAGAGCGUCAGCCACCUCAUCAGCUACCACAUGGACAAUCACCUGCCCAUCAUCUCGGCCGGCAGUGAGAUGUGCCUGCAGCAGCCAGUGGAGAGGAGACUGUGAGCGCCCGGGGACCCCAGUGCACGGCACCCCCAGUGCACAGCCCCCUGGCCGUGUUCCAUGCCCCAGGGAGCCCUCAGACUCUUCCAGGUGCUCCACCCGGGACUGAGCAUGGACUUGGCUGAGGACAGGGCCUCUCUCCUUUCACCACGUGGAGCUGGUGGCCGUGGGGGGGGCUCAGGCUGUGAGUGCCUGCAGGGCAGGGAACUGUUCCUGCAAAGCCCCUCCAGCUCCAGCCUUUGCAGAGCAGCUCAGCUCCUACCAAAACCCAGCCGUGCUGUUGUGCCACAGCCUCUCUUGCGCUCACCAGCACGGGCUCAGGACUGGCAGGGCUGAGCCCCCCCUGAGCCAGAGGCAGCCUGUCCUUAUCUCCGGCCCCUGGGCCAAGGAGGGGGCCCACGGUGGGGGGGCUCCGCUCCCCCAAGCACGAGGCCCUCGACCGUACCGGAUCACUUUACGUGUUAACUCUGUGCCUUGACCCCCGCAGGUCCCCACACUCUUAUGCAAGGGCAGGGGCUGGUCACAGAGCCUCCCCCGUGCUCCCAGCACCCCGCACCCCAUCCGUGACAUGCUUGUGCUCCGGGACGCGUGCCACCACGUCCCCUCCUUCCUCCCUGCCCCGUCCCGGCUGGGCAAGGGCAAACUCUGGCAGCCCCGGGGUUGGGGUGGGGGGGGGGGGGUGUUGGCGGGAGGACCCCCCCUCCCCCUGCAUGCACAGUGUAACUCCCCCCAAGCCAAAGCGCAGCCCCUCGCAGCCCCUGCCCUGCUAUACCAAAGGAACUGGCGGUUGUAUUAAAGUUGGUAUUUCUCUA
Molecule: messenger RNA, 4183 nt
Organism: Vidua chalybeata
Lineage: Eukaryota; Metazoa; Chordata; Aves; Passeriformes; Viduidae
Gene: SHC1
Product: SHC adaptor protein 1
Exons: 12
Coding region: 1542-3374 (610 amino acids)
Biological process (GO): intracellular signal transduction; cell surface receptor protein tyrosine kinase signaling pathway
Cellular component (GO): plasma membrane
Molecular function (GO): receptor tyrosine kinase binding
Source: RefSeq, a predicted model, not a curated record